Molecule: messenger RNA, 2182 nt
Organism: Sipha flava (yellow sugarcane aphid)
Lineage: Eukaryota; Metazoa; Arthropoda; Insecta; Hemiptera; Aphididae
Gene: ZnT49B
Product: zinc transporter 9
Exons: 4
Coding region: 456-2108 (550 amino acids)
Biological process (GO): zinc ion transport; transmembrane transport
Cellular component (GO): membrane
Molecular function (GO): monoatomic cation transmembrane transporter activity
Source: RefSeq, a predicted model, not a curated record
CAGUACCGUUAUCAGCCGUUUGAAAGCGUUCAGCUGGUGUUCACCACUGUUGUCAAACAUUGUCGACAAAAGUGGAAUCGUUAAACUACAACGAUUUCUUUGAGGUCGUUUCAUCAUCAUAAUUCGUUUCGUAACGAUAUUAAAUUUGUAAACACGAACGGCAACCGUCGGCCAAAUAUCGCUGCCCGAAACAACUGCGACUGUUGGCCAUCGCCGUCAUGUUUACAGAUGCGAAGAUUGACGACGGUGCAGUUGCGGAAAGGCACACAUCGCGUCAAUUGUAACAAGGACUAUUCCACCAGACCGGCAGCGCAAUAGAGUGAUAACUUAUUAUCACAAUAAUAAUACUCAAAACCAUUGAUAUUAGCAGAUUAUUAGCAGUAUUCAUAAUUAUUCAAAAUCAGAUCAACAUUCAUUAAAAGUAAUCUUUUGUUACAGAAGGAAUAAGGAACAAAAUGACUCUAUUUUACAAGAAUCUUGGUAUGCCAUGCAAAUGCCUAUUAUUAACCAUGAAAAAUGAUCAUGUACUUUUUAGAAAAUUGUCUCAUUAUGUUUCUCAAUACCAAACUAAAGAAAUUUGUAUGGCAAAAAAUCAACUAUGGCCAAUCCGAUGUUAUGCUUCUAUUAAAAAUGAUUCUAAUAAUGAUGAUAAUGGAAAACCAAAAUCUAAAGAAGAAAAUGAUCCAUUGUUAAAAAGUAUACCUGUGAAACAAGUUUUAGAAAAAGUAAAUUUAGAAAAAGUAGUUGAAAAAGUUCAAAGACCUAAAAAAUCUGUGGAUCGAAAUUAUAUUACUGCUCGCCGUGCUAUGACUGAAUUCAUGUUAAAAUCUACUGAUUUGGAAGGCCUUAAAACUAUUAAACGGCGAUCUCCAUUUGAUGAUGAGCCACCAAUAAAUGUGUAUUGGCGAAAAGAUGUUGUAGCUAAAGCAUCUGAAGUUUGGGGGUCUCAAGAAGAGUUAGUAACUGAACUCAUUAAAAGAGAAAUUGAAAGGAAAAAGAAACAACAAACAAUGUUUACAAUUAAAGCACACAGAAGAAGCAAUCGGCGACAAACACUAAAUAAAAAUGAUCUCUUAACACAAAAGUCAUCAGGCCUAUUCGGUGAAUCUGGUCGUGUUGUCUUAAUUGCGGUUUUUAUAAAUGGUAUGAAUACUAUUUUCAAAGGUUUAGCUUGGUUCUAUACAGGAAGUCACAGUAUGUUCUCAGAAUGUAUACAUUCUAUGGCUGAUACUAUUAAUCAAGUGAUUUUAGCUUUUGGUGUCUAUAAAUCUGUCCAAAUAGCAGAUUCAUAUCACCCGUAUGGAUAUUCAAAUAUGAAAUAUGUUGCUUCUCUUAUAUCUGGUGUAGGAAUCUUUUGUAUUGGUUCAGGACUUUCUAUUUACCAUGGUGUAACAGGACUUAUUCAUGCUGAACCAUUAGACUCUUUAUUUUGGGCGUACUUUGUACUUGGUGGAUCAUUUCUAUCUGAAGGAGCAACAUUGGCAGUUGCUAUUAAUAACAUUAUUAAAUGUUCUAAACAAGCAAACAUUUCCUUUUUACAAUAUGUUUUGCGUGGUCACGAUCCUACUGUCAAUGUUGUUUUAUUAGAAGAUUGUGCUGCUGUGUUGUCUAUUGGAGUGGCUGCUGUAUGUAUGUCAUUAACUUCUUACUUAAAUACUCCAGUUCCAGAUGCUGUUGGAUCAUUACUUGUUGGUGGAAUUUUAGGCACAGUUGCUUCAUUUAUAAUUUAUACAAAUACAUCAGCUAUUGUUGGCCGUUCUAUUAGUCAGACAUAUUUAAAUAAAAUCAAUGCUGAGUUGGAAUCUGAUGUUAUGAUUAGAGCUAUAUAUGACGUCAAAGGAAUUGAUAUGGGAAACAGUUUGAUCAGAUAUAAGGCUGAAUUAGAUUUUGAUGGAAGAGAAUUGGCUAAACAAUAUUUAGACCGGCUAGAUCCUGAAGCAUUGAUGGCAGAAGUGAAAGCAAUUGAUAAUGCAGAUUGUGCUGAAGCAUUACUUUUAAAACACAGUGAAAAUAUCAUAGAUAUGAUUGGUGGAGAGAUUGAUAGAAUAGAAUACAAACUUCGUUCAAAAUUCCCAGAAAUAAGGCAUUGUGAUUUGGAAAUACUCUAAGUUACAACAAUUUAGUGUUUGAUACAAGCAAGAAGAAACUUAUUGCUGAAAGUACCAAUUAUAAAUAGGUACUU